This is a messenger RNA of Rotaria socialis, 1974 nucleotides long. Lineage: Eukaryota; Metazoa; Rotifera; Eurotatoria; Philodinida; Philodinidae. The record is from the annotation of a GenBank genome assembly.
AUGGAACGAAAACGUUCACAAUAUCAACGCUUUAAACAACAACGAUUUUGUGUUAGUCAACAAGACAUAACAAAAGCUCUGACUUGUAUGAAACCAACGGUGAAUCAUUUUCAAGAACGACAACUGGAGAAUUUGAAAAAUUCUUCAUCAACAUCUGCCAUUGAAAAAUUAGAUAAUCGAUCGGUUUCAAAAUUAGUUAAAGAGUUUGAAGCACGCGCAAGUCUAAGCCCUUAUGCAAGUGCUCAGAAUUUGUUACCGAUUGUUAAUGAUGUUAUUUCUAACGAAGCAGAAUUUAAUCGUAGCCACAUGUUUAUACGAACACUGAAAUUCAAGGUCGAUAACAGUGACAAUGGCAUCAUCAUCAACAAUAACGUCUGUUCGUCAAUUUCUCCUUCGACUAACACCAAUGGCAAUCAAAUGGUUAGAGUAGAAAUACAGCCAGAGCAAUACACCGGAGAUAAAGAACAAGAAAAAAACGACGAACAAAUCUAUGAAACAUUGGACAUAGAUCAUUGUAAACUAGACUUGCCACCGCCACCAGUGUCAUUCUAUACUACUAUUGACAAUAAUAAUAAUCCAAUAGAAAUGGCAACACGAAGUACUAAUAUUGAUGAAGCUGCACUAGCAUUAGGAAAACGACAUGAAAUUAGUUUUGAUGAAUUACUAACCAAAGAAGCACAACUUAAUCACGCACUUGCUGAUUUAAUCUCAAUAUCAAAUGAUACUGAUAAAUCUUUUUCAAUGAAUUCCUCGCCAAGAUCAACAAUAAACAAAAAUGAUCCUCGACGAACAUCCAGCGUCAAGAAUGAUAUUUCUGAUAUGUCGGCUACUGUUGAUUUAUUAAAUAGUCUACUUGAAGCAUUUGAACUUGACAAGAAAGAUUCCGAUAGGAAAAUAGCAAAUAAUAUUCAGAAUAAAAGUCAACGCAGGCGAAAGAUUGAUGAUAAUCCUCUUAAGCCGAUCAAUAUGUUUUGCCUCAUGUUGUCAGAUAAUGAUUGUGCCAAUUGUCAUCAAGCAUUUGCUACCAAUGAACAAAUUGUGAAUGCAGCUGGUCAUAUUUGGCACACCAAGUGCUUCGUUUGUACACAAUGUUUUCAACCAUUUGAAAAUGGAUUAUAUUUUGAACAUGAAGAUCGGAAAUAUUGUGAACGAGAUUUUCAAAUGUUAUUUGCACCCUGUUGUGCAGAAUGCAAACAAGCUAUUGUUGGACGAAUUAUUCGAGCACUUCAAAAGUGUUUUCAUCCGGAUUGUUUCCGUUGUCAACUAUGUCAGGCACCAUUAAUUGAAACGGGUUUUUCGAAAUAUAAUGAAAAAGCUCUUUGUCGAGAUUGUCAUGUAAAGGAAAAGGCAAAAGAUGCGCAUUUAUCAAAACAAAGUUGUGCGACAUGCCAUCAAAUGAUUGAUAAUAAAUAUGUGAAAUUUAAAGGUGACUUUCAUCAUUCAUAUCAUUUUCAAUGCGCUUCAUGCCAAGCUGAACUAGAUGAAAAUAGUCGAGAAGUACGAGGUUCAUUAUAUUGUCUUCCAUGCCACAAUAAACUUGACAUACCUGUAUGUGCUGCUUGCCGACGUUUAAUCGAUAAUCGAGUUAUUAGUGCUCUUGGCAAACAAUGGCAUGUUGAGCAUUUUUGUUGUGCUCGCUGUGCUCAACCAUUCUAUGGUAGUAAACAUUUUGAAAACAAAGGUCUAGCUUAUUGCGAAUCCGAUUAUCAUUUUCUAUUUGGUUCAACAUGUUUUAUAUGUAAUUGUGUUAUUACUGAAGGAGCUUAUACAGCCUGUAAUAAAAAAUAUUGCGCUGAUCAUUUUGCGUGUUCAAUAUGCGAGAAGAAAAUGAAUGAAAAAAGUAAAUUUUUCGAUGUUGACGCAGCACCUGUUUGUAAGCCAUGCUAUGGUAAAUUACCAUCAAACACUCGAAAAUCAAUUCAGCAAUCGAAAAAGAAACAAUUAUCAUCUAUAUUAAAACAAACAAGUGUUUAA